Cordyceps fumosorosea ARSEF 2679 is the source of this 654-nucleotide messenger RNA. Its product is annotated as Trimeric LpxA-like protein. The record is from RefSeq and is a predicted model, not a curated record. NCBI's taxonomy places the organism in Eukaryota, Fungi, Ascomycota, Sordariomycetes, Hypocreales, Cordycipitaceae. The coding region runs from base 1 to 654 and encodes 217 amino acids. Gene Ontology annotation, molecular function: acetyltransferase activity. The transcript is spliced from 4 exons.
AUGGCUGCUACGGCCAAAGACCCCGCCGCCAUCGAGCUGGCCAAAAUGCUCGAGCACAUCCCCUGGUGCGACGACUACGAAAAGAUGAUUUCCGGUGUCCUAUAUGACGCCCAGGUUCCUGAGCUGGUCCAAGGUCGCUUCCGUGCGAGGCGACUGAUGCACAAGUACAAUACUACGUUUCCUGAGGAUGCCACUGUCGAGUCUCUUGAGUCUCAUCGCACCAAGGCACUUGCCGAAAUCUUUGGCAAAGUUGGCAAAGGCGCAUUCAUUGAGCCUCCCCUCAACGUCGACUACGGCUGCAACAUUACCAUUGGCGAUAAUUUCUACUCCAACUUCAACCUCGUCAUCCUCGACUGCGCCAUCGUGCAGAUUGGCAACCGUGUCAUGUUUGGGCCCUUUGUUUCCAUCUUUUCCGCCACCCACGAGACUGGCGUGCAGUCGCGCCGUGACGGCGUCGAGUAUGCCAAACCUGUCGUCAUCGGUGAUGAUUGCUGGAUCGGUGGCAACACGACAAUCAUGCCCGGUGUCACCAUUGGCAAGGGUUGCACGAUUGGUGCCGGAAGCGUCGUGACAAAGUCGAUUCCUGACUUUUCCGUUGCCAUCGGCACCCCAGCACGCGUGGUUAAGACGGUCGACCCGGUGCCGGAUCUGUAA